AUGACAACAACAGCACCUCAAGAAUCGCCGUCGUCAAUACCGGAUGAAGCCCCACACACUUCGAGUGAGAAGACGAGGAUAUCCAUAACAGAUGCCACCGACGUUUGCCAACAAGCUCUGCAGCGAGCGGGCUUUACGUACGAACAGUCUGCCAUCAUUACCGACCAUCUCAUCGAUGCAGAGCUCCGGGGGCACCCUUUUGCGGGAAUGGCGCGGGCACUAAGCAUCAUCGACUAUCUGAAGAGCAAUCCGGAGAUGAGACCCCAAGGGCGAGAGAUCGAAGUGACCCGCGAUGGACCGGCGUUUGCUCAUCUCGACGGCCACGACUCUGUAGGUUACUUGGUGGCCAGCCGUGCGACGCAGAUGGCCAUCGGCAAGGCAAAAGCUACCGGUGUUUCGGUCGUCGGCGCCAGCGGCCUCUGGUACACGGGCAACCUGGCAUAUUUCAGUGAGAUGGCAUCCCGAGAAGGCCUGGUGACGUUCAUCGCAUCCAACGGCACUCCCAUCGUCGCACCCCAUGGCGGGGCCGAACCCAAAUUCUGUACCAAUCCGUUCUGCAUCGGCUUCCCUACCUCUGACCGUGAGUCUCCCGUGAUAUGGGACAUUGGCACCAGCAACAUCAUGUACGCGCAGGUGAAACUCGCUGAGCGGCUGGGCACGAGUCUGCCCGCAGGAUCGGCGGUCGACGAGGAGGGCAACUUGACCACAGAUCCUCUCAAGGUUGCGCAGGGCGCUCUGACUGCCUGGGGUGGCCACAAGGGUAGUGGUCUUGCCAUGAUGGUGCAGCUCUUGGGCAUCGCAGCUGGCAGUACCGAACCCCCGCCUUUCCUCUCGGGGUUUGGGCUUUUGAUUGUGGCUUUUGACCCGUGUGUGCUUCAGCCUCUUGAACGUGUACAGCGAGACGUAGACCGGUUUUGUGAGAAUAUCAGAGCCACCAAGAUGCUCCCCGGCUAUGGACCUGCGAGAAUGCCAUUUGAGAGGAGCGCACAAGCAAGACGGGAGGCGAAAGAGCAAGGCUGGUUCACCGUGCCGGAGGAGGUGAUUAGGCAGCUUAAGUUGUUAUAG
Exophiala spinifera is the source of this 1065-nucleotide messenger RNA. RefSeq lists its product as uncharacterized. The coding region runs from base 1 to 1065 and encodes 354 amino acids. Gene Ontology annotation, molecular function: oxidoreductase activity. The transcript has a single exon. The record is from RefSeq and is a predicted model, not a curated record. Lineage: Eukaryota; Fungi; Ascomycota; Eurotiomycetes; Chaetothyriales; Herpotrichiellaceae.